This is a messenger RNA of Polypterus senegalus (gray bichir), 2477 nucleotides long. RefSeq names its product signal recognition particle 68 (gene srp68). NCBI's taxonomy places the organism in Eukaryota, Metazoa, Chordata, Cladistia, Polypteriformes, Polypteridae. Gene Ontology annotation, biological process: SRP-dependent cotranslational protein targeting to membrane. The record is from RefSeq and is a predicted model, not a curated record. Gene Ontology annotation, molecular function: signal recognition particle binding; protein binding; endoplasmic reticulum signal sequence receptor activity. The coding region runs from base 59 to 1831 and encodes 590 amino acids. The transcript has 16 exons. Gene Ontology annotation, cellular component: signal recognition particle, endoplasmic reticulum targeting.
ACACGUCGAUGGCGAGCGACGCUGGUUUCCCAAUAUUCUUUGCGCACGCAGUCACAAAAUGGCUGCAGAGAAAGAUAGUAAAGCGGCAAGUGGCAUGGAGGAGAAUAAGGAAAACAAGAAACCCGAUGAAGGUCUGAGUUUAGAGAUUUUGCAGAUCAUCAAGGAGUCCCAGCAGCAACAUGGUCUUCGCCAUGGAGAUUAUCAGAGAUAUAGGGGCUAUUGUUCCAGACGUCUCCGGCGACUUCGCAAGACCUUGGGUUUCAAGAUGGGAAACCGUUACAAAUUCACUGGCAAGAAAAUAACUGUUGACAUGCUGACUGAUAACAGGUAUCUGCUGUUGGUGCUGAUGGAUGCGGAGCGUGCUUGGAGUUAUGCUAUGCAGCUGAAGCAAGAGGCCAACACUGAGCCCCGAAAACGCUUCCACCUGCUGUCACGCUUGAGAAAAGCUGUUAAGCAUGGUGAGGAACUGGAGCGCUUGUGUGAGAGUCAGCGUGUGGAUGCCAAAACUAAGCUGGAGGCUCAGGCAUACACAUCUUACCUAACUGGGAUGCUACAAUUUGAGAUGCAAGAAUGGAAAUCUGCCAUGGAGGCCUUCAAUAAGUGCAAGACAAUCUAUGAGAAGCUGGCAAGUGCCUUUACAGAGGAGCAGGCUUCCUUGUAUAGGCAACGUGUAGAAGAGAUCUCUCCAAACAUUCGCUACUGUGCCUAUAACAUUGGUGAUCAGAAUGCUAUCAAUGAUUUGAAGCAGAUGAGGCUGAGUGCUGUAGGAAGUGUGGGCAUUGCAGAAAAACUUGAGAUGCUGAUUGCGCAGACUCGUGCAAAGCAGGCUGCCACUAUGAGUGAGGUGGAGUGGAGAGGCCGCACCAUUCCAGUCAAGAUUGAUAAAGUGAGGAUCUUCCUUUUGGGUCUCAAUGACAAUGAAGCUGCCAUUGCUGAGGCUGCCAACGAGGAGACCAAGGAGCGCCUGUAUGAGUCUCUGCUUAGCGAAUGCAGAGACACCAUCCAGACUGUACGCGAAGAGCUGAAGGCAGAAUCGAAACUGCGAGAGAGGGCAUCUGACAGUGACACAGGGAAGGUGUCUAACUUGCAGUACCUGCAUAGCUAUCUGACCUACAUCAAGCUGGGGACUGUUGUUAAACGCUACGAGAGCAUGGCAAGGGUGCUGCAACCCAAACUGCAGGAGCCACAGCAGGAUGAAAAUAAACGAGGCCCUCGGCCCCAGGACUUAAUCCGCCUCUAUGACAUCAUACUGCAGAGCCUUGCUGAGUUGCCGCAGCUCUUGGGAGUGGAGGAUGAUCAAAAUUUUCAGAAAGAAGUAUCACUCAAAAUUCUGGUGUACAAGGCUUGUCGGUGCUUUUUCAUUGCUCAGUCCUAUGUAAUGGUGAAAAAGUGGAGUGAAGCACUGGUUUUGUAUGAGCGAGUUCUAAAGUAUGCCCAGGAAGUUCAGGCCUCCGCUUCAGGCAACACUCUCAAGGACCUUCCAGAUGUACAGGAGCUCAUAUCUAAAGUGAAUGCCGAGAAAUACUCUUUACAAGCUGCUGCCAUUCUGGACACUGAUGAUGCUGCUGAGGUGCCGUUGCUGACACAGGUUAAAGACACAAAGCCCCUGUGUGACCGUCUGGAUGUGUUCCGCCUGGACCCCACCCUCCUCGGGAAACAACCUAAUCUUGUGCCAUUUCCACCAGACUUUCAGCCUGUUCCCUGUAAGCCGCUCUUUUUUGAUCUGGCCUUGAAUCAUGUCACCUUUCCACCACUUGAUGACAAGGUGGAACAAAAAGGAAAGGGUGGAGUAACUGGCUUCAUCAAGGGCUUCUUUGGCUUUGGAAGCUAAAAUCCCAGUGGCCUUUGACCUCCAAGGAUGAUAGAGCAGCUCUUGUGCACUGGAACACUUAUUUCUUUGGACUGAGUGCAGUGCUGAUUCUUUUCCUUUCCCGUUUUUGCCAUCAUGAAUUACCAGACAUGGAAAAUUAAACCACAUUUAACCUUUAUAGUAGUUUGGACCAGAAGCUUACAUUUGUGUACAUAUCCUGCCCUUGGAGCUGCUGUGUGUUUGAUUGAAAUUCACUGUCCAGUUAACCUCAAAACGGUUCACUUAACCAUUUCUAAUGAUGAAGAGAGUGAGAAACAAAUGGCUCUGUGAGAUGUUUCCAAUGCAUUCCUUUGUAAGGACCUCUCAGAAUGGUGGCCAGAAAGUUUUGUCUCCAUAUCCAGAUCGCUGUAUUUGCCCUGAUCUUUAUCCAGUUUCCCGCCCUCUGUUGUAAUCACAAUGCAAUAAGUUGUCACUUUUUAAAAAGGGGAGUGAAAGUAUGAUGGGUAUGGGUUUAAAGUUCAGGACAUUUGAUCUCUGGGUGGGUCGAGGAAAACUCUCUUUUGACGCUAAAUAAAUUAAUUUAACUGUACUGUAAUGCUUAUUUCUGUAAUAACUUCAGAGAUGUGUGUGUGGUAUUUGGUGAUAUAAAACUAACUUUGUGAGUGUG